Rasamsonia emersonii CBS 393.64 is the source of this 885-nucleotide messenger RNA. RefSeq lists its product as uncharacterized. The transcript has a single exon. NCBI's taxonomy places the organism in Eukaryota, Fungi, Ascomycota, Eurotiomycetes, Eurotiales, Trichocomaceae. The record is from RefSeq and is a predicted model, not a curated record. Bases 1 to 885 code for a protein of 294 amino acids.
AUGGUACCGUACCUGUCUGUGGCUAGCCUGCGCUCGCGUUGCUUUUGCGCCUUCAGCCUGCUCCCAUACGUCACUGGGCCGUGGAUACCCAGGCGCCGUCGACCUCCGUCCCCUUUCAGCCCACUCCCAGCGUCGCCUUUCGACCGUCCAGGAUUCCUGUGGAGAGACCCGACAGCCAGUCGUCUGCCCUCCCGCCCAGCGGCAUGCGGCUGCUUGCCCCAGAACGGAAAUAUUAGACUUGGAUUAUUCCCAACCUGCGUGCGCCAGAGCCUGGACGAGCUCCCGGAUAGGAUGCUGCUGCGGCGUCCGGAGACCUGCAACUGCGCGCUGCGAAGUCUUGCAGAAGCCUCGCAGCUCGAACGCGCUCUGGCGCGCUGCACCCGCUCCCACACGCUUUCUCCUCACCUCAUUAAUAAUAAUCAGAAUCAUAAUAAUACCGAGACGAGAAAGAGAGUCUGCUACAGUACUCCGUACGGACUACGGAGCACGAACCCGGAGCCGCCGGCGUUAAGAGCAGCCCGGAACCUUGGAACGAGGCUGAUCGGAACCCCAUCUCCCCGCCUAACUGUCGAAGCCUCUAGCAAGAAUAACGCCCUCGCGCCCCAGGCUCUGACCCGCGUUAUGUCCGCGACGGGCCUUGACACCUGGAUCCAUGCCGUGCGCGUUUCGUGUUUUCCUCGGUUCUUACUGCAGUACAAAUGUGAACAAUGUCGUGUGGACGGUAAACUUUCCGACUCAUCAUCAAAAUUUGUUUGCGUACUCAAUUUCCAACUGGUACAGUAUGGCUCAUGCUUGCUGCCGGAAAUGUGCAAAAUUGGCAGUCAAAUGGAACAUUCCUUUCUAUCCUACCACAGGUCUUUGAACCAGCAGGUUGGCCGGAUAUGA